CUUGUUUAGAACAUUUGAAGCUCAAAUUUUUAGCACGAAUUAUCUUCUUCAUUUUACUCCAUACUAAAAUUUAUCAUCUUAAGUCUAUGGUUAUCGUCUAAGGAGUCGUAUAUGUGUCUUUUGUAAGAUAUUUUAUUCGUUAUUCGUUAAGGUUUUACAAUGCCUAUAGAAAAGUAUAAAGUGGAACACAAGUUUGGAAUCAUUUCACACAGUCAACGAAUACUCCUGGAAAAUCGGUUAGAAAAUAAAUCGAAGACCUCUGUCCCUCCUGGUACCUACUCUAGAAGGAGGCGCCAUUAUGAAAUCACUGAGAACUUUAUUGCCAAGUUUAAUGAUAGCAGUCUUGAUGGCCAGGAAAAUCUUUUACCAUUUGCUACCAAAAUGCUUGCAAGAGUCAAGCGACGGGUUGGUCUCAGAGAAGGUGGAGAAGGAGACCAUGUCAGUCUUCCCAAGGCCUGGGCUGAACUUUCUUUACUAGCACAACUAAACAACAAAGAAUUGCAAGAAGAAUCACUGGAAGUUCUCAUCACUUCUCUCAAUCAGGCACCUUUAUUACAAUCCCAUAUUCCAAGUUUGUUCUUCCUGGCUAUGACUGCUCUGCACUGGCUCAGAAAGAUUGGUGUCAAUCAACCAUGUCUAAGAACUGGUGAAUUGAAGCUUAUCAAGAUGGGUCAUGUCGUGUUUGUCAGACUCUAUUACUUCUACCUCAAUAAUAGUUUAACACAGGGAUACAUGAAGGAGAAACAGGCCCUACUCAUCUAUUUAGCAGGUCUUUCUGAGCAGCAGUAUGUCUACAGAUCAUUCCCUGGCUCGCUCCUUGCUCUACGAUUCAUGAAUGAAGUGGGCUAUUUAAUAUGUAAAGGAGUACCAGUCCCACAAGAACAAUGCGCAACAAGCCCAACCACCAUUGAACCGAGCCGUUCAUUUCCGGGGGGGUCCAAUAGUGGGGAAAUACCGCACGUCAAUUCCAAAGCCAGUAAGGAAAGCUUCAUUGGGUAUCCCUAUAUGGAGAAAAUCGCUGAAGAGGAGCAACACAGUCAUUCCCCAACUGCCAUGCGAACACACACAUCUGUAGAAAGUAUCCAUGAUGUCUCGGCCACCCUGUGGCACAUAUUGGACGUGUGGCGCUGUACCAUGCAUAAGGGGAUUGGGCUCAAGCAAGCACUUGAUGGGCUUUCGGUAUGCGGAACAGGCAUGGCUGCUGAGUCCUGGUUGGACGUUUCGUGCGCAUUUUCCAUCCUUGCCCAUACCUGCUCAACCAACCUUUCUGCUCUCCAAACCUUUCAAAGCUUAGCAGCGGGCGCGUUCCCUCGUCCAGCAGCCCUCGCUGAAAUUCAUGCGCGGCACCUAAACCUAUGUGAACAUUGCCAUUCAGGCUUUAUUGGAGAUCCAUCUGCGCAUGCUCUUCACCAGGAGGAGGAGAUUAUCAAUGAUGGGCUUCCCGCGGGAUCAGACUAUUUGUCUGUGGGGCAAACACCGAGUUUUGUUCGAGGCUUGCGGGAGUUCGCAAAUCUUAGCCAUAUUGAAAAAAAUGAGAGAAAACAACCACCUGAAUCCAUAGAAACAGAAAGCCUAAGGUCACGUGACGAGAAACACGAAUCCUCAUCCGAAGCCAGCUUCGCUGACGUCAGCAGCAUCGAAAGCGAAGGCCAGACGCGUCGAAAAGGCGGGAAAAUGCCACGCCGUGCAUCAAGCAAACAAUUCAGGUCGUCUUACAAAUCAUUUCAGUUUGAGAAUGGUAGCUCUUCAUCUGAAGAAGAAGAAACUCGUAAACCAAAAGAAAAGGUUACCAAGCGAAACUCCUCUAAGGAGAGACUAGGUACGGGCGUUCGCUUCCAAACUGAGGAGCCUGGGACGAGUGACACUGAAGUAAAACCUCAUUCCGGUACUCCAAAACCAGGGGAGCCUUUGGAGCGAGAACUUACCAAAGGAAGUCUAUACAGUGGGCAGACAGCGGGUAGUACAGUUACUAUUCCUCUAGUGGAUGAUGAUAAAUCCGAAGGUCCAAGCAUCACCAAAACCGGAACUUCCCUCAUGAACGAUAUGAUUGGCGCCUACGGAUGGCCCUGGGAACUAGUAUAUCUUUACACCGAAGCAAUGACGUCAGUCUGUCUCCAUGGUAAUUCUUCUCUCGUUCAAAAAGUUGCUCUGCUUGGAAGCGAGGCUUAUAAGAAACCAAAGGUUCUGGGCAAAAAGGGAACAGUACAAGCUAGUGGACUCGGACUCGCCGACAUGUUGAAGUUUAAACUUCCAGAAACUAAAGUUUCCGCAAACAAAGACUGGAGCUGGCGCAUAAGAUUCGCGGCCGUGCAGGGCCUGGUUCGAGUGAGCCGUCAUUCCUAUGGCGAUAGUAUUAAAGACGGGAUGUGUUCAACGGCCUGGAACUUGUUAAUGAGACAUCACUCGACGGAAAAAGAUAUGAGAGUUUUGGAAGCGUUGAAACUUGCACAGGUAGAAGUGGAGAUGGACAAGGGAUCCCGGGCCUAUCCUAGCAUGCUAAUAUCUCACAUAGCAGCCGGUCUAGCCUCUACUAUGUUACCCCAGUUACCACCUAUAAUCGAUUUACCGGAGAUGACGUUAAGGCCCAAAUCACGUGUGGCUAAAGUUACAGGAUCUCCACCGAAGCGCGCUCCAACACGACCUUCAUUAAGACAGGAGAUUCUAUUAGCUACAGCAAGCUACGAGCCUCCGGAAGGUUACGGUGCGCGCAUGAAUAAAGAACUGAUGACAGUCAUCAAGGACCAGUGGCGAAAACAGCUACACAUCGACGAGGAAGAAGAGGAGGCGGAGAAAAGGAAACGAGAAGGGGAGAAAAUAUUAAGGGAAGAGAUGGAUGGGAAAGCGGAUGGGAAAAUGGAUGGGAAAAAAGAUGGGACACAAAGUAGUAUAAAAGAAGAAAAUUUAGAUGGUGUUGAUGAUGGAUGUGGCAUGCUGUCUAGUGUAAGUGGUAGACUGAGCAUAAAAGAGUAGUAUAAUAUGCUGUGAUAUCAAAAGUGAAAAUCAAAUUAUGCGAUAAGAUGGUAAAAAAUAAAAAGUAAAAAAGUAAAAGGGCAAUCAAAAUGAAACAAUGUAAAUACAACUUUUUU
This is a messenger RNA of Actinia tenebrosa (Australian red waratah sea anemone), 3086 nucleotides long. RefSeq lists its product as uncharacterized. The record is from RefSeq and is a predicted model, not a curated record. Lineage: Eukaryota; Metazoa; Cnidaria; Anthozoa; Actiniaria; Actiniidae.